This is a messenger RNA of Verruconis gallopava, 4769 nucleotides long. RefSeq lists its product as uncharacterized. Gene Ontology annotation, cellular component: nuclear pore. Lineage: Eukaryota; Fungi; Ascomycota; Dothideomycetes; Venturiales; Sympoventuriaceae. The coding region runs from base 321 to 4196 and encodes 1291 amino acids. Gene Ontology annotation, biological process: intracellular transport. The transcript is spliced from 2 exons. The record is from RefSeq and is a predicted model, not a curated record.
CCCGAACACCACGCAAAACAUCGUUCUCGCGCGCGUUCGUCACUUAGAAUUGGCCUUCAAUUUCGCACGUAGCGCGUCUCAUCUCGCAAAAGUCGGGGCUCACUCACGGCACCCCCCCGAGCGUCCCUCAUAGCUAGACACAAGGCAUCGUCGCCAAACCGCGUCCACGACGCUUCUUACAUCGCCCACAACGGCGUACACACACGGGUCGGCCUAAAUCAUACGCAAGCGCAUGGAAGUUAUAUAGGUGCUGCAGUUGCUUCCGUCGGCCGCGCCACUUUUCUUGCACUUAGGCUCUGGGGGAGGAUACGACGCAGUCAAUGUCGAAGAGAAGCGCCUCAGAGUACAUUACCAAGGACGGCAUUGGAAGUAUGCAAGGGCAAGAUGAUGCUCCUGUUCAGCGAGCAACAGCUGCGCAGCUUGCGAACCGCAAAAUCGCUCAGGCGCGCGGCCGUAGCGGAGCCAGACAUCGUACCGCACAAUCAAGUGGCUUUUCGACGCCCAGUACAUUUGGGAGCUCAACCUCCCAGAGCUUUCCUCCUGUGAACGGUCCCUCUGCCGUAGGCAACGGAACGGCGAGUGUUUCCUUCGGAGGUUUCGGGUCUGGUGGCAUCGGCAGCAGUUCGACCUUUAAUUUCAGCGCUGGAGGUAUUGGUACAAUCAACAACCCGUUCGCGCAACAGAGUCAGCAACCGUCAACAAAUGGUGCAGGCUCAGGUAGCAUCUUCAACUUCGGAGGCGGUCAGUCGCAAACGAGCUCUCCAUUUCAGUUUGGCAGUACGCAGCCUCAACAGCCAGCGUCCAACAUUUUCGGCGCGUCGCAAACGCAAUCAACACCUACGUUUGGUGGAUUUGGAGCCUCGCAGUCGACAGGGACGACAAGCCUGUUUAGCACAUCUACAUCACAACCUGCCUCGAUAUCAGGUUUUGGCGGAUUUGGCUCUUCAUCUAGCGCUACUACCACGAAUUCAUCGAAUCUAUUCAGUGGAACAUUUGGUCAGUCCGCUGCGCCGUCAACAUCGACGCCUGCGCCAAGCUUUGGGGGCUUCGGACAAGCAGCACCUUCGUUUGGUCAGACAAAUGGAGACUCUAUGAUGUCUAUCACGCCCGAGUCAUCACCUCAAAAGAGACUGGGCUGGAACAAAGAUGUUACAAACGGGAUGGCAGAUGCACAGAACGACGGAGCCGAAUCACCAGAUCGGCCACCGCACGUCGAACAGGAGAGUGGGACACGACCGAAUCCGUUCCAGAAUAUCCAACGUGCAAACCCGCCAGCACCGACGCCCAAACCAGCAGAGCCCAAACCUGCAUCAGCACCUUUAUUUAGCUUUAGCCAACCAGCUGCAGUUGAGAAGUCGACAGAGCUUGGAAAGUCGCAAGAGCAGGAAAAGGAAAAUCAAAAGCCAAGUCUGUUUGCUUCAGCUAAGCAAACAAGCACGGAAGCACCAACAAACCCAUUUGCGACAAUCCAGCGAAUGUCUCAAUCCACACAGUCGCCACUCUCGCAAACGCCGUCACAGCCAGAGCAACCAAAGUCGCUCUUUGCCAGCACACCAAUCACAGCACAGUCUUCCAGUUCUCCUGCAAAGCCAUCUUUAUUCAACCCAUCCACAACGUUGUCCAGUUUUAGUAAGCCGGCAGAAAAUGUCCCGCUUUCACAGCCGGCUCCUCAGUCUGAGCCUGAGCCAACGCGUAUUCAGUGGGGCAAAGUCGACACCUCGUCAAAGCCAGCGGAGACCAUCUUUUCGAAGCCCACAGCUGUGUCCCUAGCACCUGAGCCUUCACCUGCUCCUCAAUCGCCCGAGAAGGCAGCUACUCUUCCAACGCCAAGCACUGCAAAAUCCGCCUUCUUUCAACAACUCUUACCGAUUGUCUUACGGGAAGACAACUUGCAGGCUCCAAACCAAAGUCUCAACUCGGAGGAAAAGACGUCAUGGUAUCAGGUCUUGAAACUGAAGCGUCUGAAUCAGAUAUUCAGUCAGAUGUGGAGCAAGGCACCUGAUCAUGCAGACUUGUCGUCUUAUUGCCGAGAUUAUAUUUUGCUGGCAGCUGAGAUAAAGAAACCAACAGAAAACGGCCGUUUAGGUGGCAUAGCAACUGUCCCUAAGGAAGGUACGAACAAACGCAAAGCAUCACCAUCAGAAGAGCAAGAGCCGGAGAAGAGACCGAAGACGAACGGAGACGCUCCAGCAUCUGAAACUGGGAGCAAAUUUCAAAGCAUCUUCGAAUCGUCGGGGCAGAAGAACAAUAUUUUCCAGGGCACAAGCAAUAUUUUCGCUGCUGCAAGUCCUACUCCAGCCAAGACCGCCAACAUCUUCGCACAAAGCACAGCAUCCCCAGCACCAGCGCCUUCGCCAGCUAAGAGUCUGUUUUCUUCUUCCACGGCUGCACCCGCGUCCUCAGGUAGCAGUCUCUUUAGCAGCAAGUCUAAUGCAACACUGGCGAACUCAACAGAGGCAAAUUCUACCAACGUAUACUCCAAAGAAAGUACAGCGUCCGCUACUUCGACAACUCCAGCAUCAGGCGGUACCAGCGUGUUUCAGUUUAAGCCAGUUGGGACCUCAAAGGCGAGCAGCGCGCCUCCAGCUACAACAUUUGUAGGCUUCAAGCCUACGAAUAACUCAACAGCCUCUUCAUCUGCAGGCCCUCCAAAGUUGGAUGCUAAUGCUUCAGCAAGCAGCUUUCUGAGUCAAUUUGCUAAGAGUGCUGAAGAAACAGCGAAGGAAGCAAAGAGAAAAGCUAUGUUGGAAGACUACGACUCGGAUGAAGAGACGAAAGAAGAGUGGUCAGCAAGAUAUGAUCGUGAGCAAGAAGAAAAGAAGAAGAAGCUUGCCGCAUCUGCCACUAGCAGUUUCAAGUUUACUCCGACUUCAAGUGUGGCCGGUAGUAAUGCCGGCUCAGGUGACGAGGCGGAAUCGAAAGCAAAGCCUUCGUUCCUCGCACCACCUACGACGAACAGUUUAUUUUCUGGCCUGUCAAGAACCCCAAGCCCUGUGUCUGCGGCCUCGCCAUCAGGUUCUGUAUUUGACAUGCCGCGUUCAAACACGCCUGGUCAGCUUAGCAAAGAUAAUCCGUUUGCAAACCUUUCACGUCAAGCUUCGGAGAAAGGAGAUGCCGAUGAUGAGGACGAGGAUUCAUCAGCUGACGGAGACGUGCAGUCACUGGAUGAAACAAACGAGGAAGGACAAAAUACCAAUGGAGAAGCGACACCGAAAGUUAACGGUGUGCAGAAACGAGUCGGGCCUUUCGAGGAGGAUGAAUCUGAGGAAUCACGGCCGACGACACCGAAGCCUGCCGAAGAGCGGAAGGACGGCCUGUUUGGUCGCGUUUCUAGGGAUCCACCAGUUUCCGGCGACCGAACGCCUCUUGCCACAACAGGCGCCAAUACCAGCAGUGUGUUCAGCACUUCAGCUACAACAGCGGGUAUUUGGACGCCGAAGGAUCCUAUUAAGUUUGCCAACAAGGACACUUCUUCCGAGGGUGAAAAGGAGACGGCUAAGAAGCCGUUGUUCAACUUCGCCCCAGUCGGAAGUUCAUCACAAGCGCCUCAAUCUGUCUUUAGUGGCCUAUUUGCUGGUACGCAGAAUAGUUCGGCUACACCAUCCGGGCCCGCCACACCCUCGCUCUUUGCAAAUCUUAAUGCUUCAGCCUCCAAGCCUUCUGGUGGAAACUCGCUUCUCGCUCCACCAUCAGGGGCGACCUCUGUAUUUAGUACGCCGGGGUGGAACUCUCGUGCGUCAAGCGUCGCACCUUCCGAUGUGUCAGGCGCGGAGUCGACGGCUGGCGAGGGCGAAGAACCCAAGCCCGAUGUUCAAAUUGAUAUCUCCGACAUGGCAAAGGACAAAGAGGGUCAUGAAGUCAUCUUCGAAUCGUCAAAAGUUAAAGCGACGCGCUUUGAAAAGGCCGACGAGGCGGCCAAACGCGCCGAGGGCUGGCAAGUCAUUGGAGUUGGACCUAUUGCCAUCUUGAAAAAUGAUGAUACCGGCGUGGUCUCUAUACUCAUGCGCACAACACCAUCGGGCAAAAUUAUCAUCAAUACCCGCAUGAGCAGUAUUCUCAAGGCAGAGGUCAUGAAGAAGAGAGCGCGCAUCAUCAUCCUUUCUAAAUCUGGUCCUGAGCCUCACCUAAUCAGCUUCCAGACAGAGGACGAUUGCAAAGCUUUCGUGGAUGCUUGCAAGGCGAAUGGAGCGAAGUAGAGCAUUUACGUCUAGAGGGGAUGGAGAGUACGAAAUCAACGUAGAUAAGGUGGUUGACGGAUGCUGGCGGUCUUAAACACGCACAUUCUGCUUUCCCUUGCCUGGCACUGUUCCUCUCCGGGGGCUUGACGCAUAUGACGACUUUGAGAGGAACGUCGUGUUGUCCUAGACGAGGAAGUUUCAAUUGUGCUGCAGGUUACAUGCGCCCGAACGAGCCCACUGAAGUCUUGCACGGGAACAUGCAUGGACUCUAUUCACCCUUGGAUCUUUUGACAACUGGUCUACCGUUCAUUGUAAUAGCUUUUUCUUUUUUUUUUUUAUUUUCAUCUUCUUUUUGGGUUGAAGCGUACCGGCAACAAACUAGGUAAGAUAUCAUGGAAGAAUUACUGCAUAUGGGCGGGCGCGUUUUGUACACAUUCUUAACAAGGUCUUGUUGCUUUUCACUUUUCUUUCGAGAAUAUACACUGGCAUGAACUAGCGUCGCCUAGCGUGGCAAGGCGCUUUAUCGCGUAGGAUGUAUAAAAUUGGCUCUUCAUAAUCUAGCAUGAGAGACACACAGAAUCCCUUCUUUCC